Molecule: messenger RNA, 1041 nt
Organism: Puccinia graminis f. sp. tritici CRL 75-36-700-3
Lineage: Eukaryota; Fungi; Basidiomycota; Pucciniomycetes; Pucciniales; Pucciniaceae
Exons: 8
Coding region: 1-1041 (346 amino acids)
Biological process (GO): transmembrane transport
Cellular component (GO): plasma membrane
Molecular function (GO): water channel activity
Source: RefSeq, a predicted model, not a curated record
AUGUCUUCAAUCAGAACACAGAUCAACCGAGACCAUUAUAAAUACAGCUUGGAAGACAUUCGCGCAGAUAUCAAGAAAGACUUGAUAGCUGCCGUCGGAGAGUUUCUAGGGACCCUUACCUUCUUACUUAUCGGUCUUGGUGGUAUUCAAGCAGCCGCCACCUCAAACGCCGCUUUCACCAAACGUUCAUCUUCAAAUGUUAACGAAGCUGGGAGUUCGACCACCGCCGUACCAAGUAUCGAGCAAUUAAGUUACAUCUCGCUUUCGAUGGGUUUGAGCCUGGUAUUUUCUGCGUGGAUCUUCUAUCGAGCAACUGGUGCUGCAUUCAACCCGUUUGAGAAUGUAUCGUUUGCAUUGCUUCUCAUUGGCGCUAUCAAGCCUGUCAGAUUUGUUCUCUAUGUAAUCGCUCAAUUUGCAGGUUCCAUCGUUGCGAGUGGGUUACUUAAGGCCUUAGUACCUGGUCCACUGACCAUCACCCCCGCCCUAGGAGCCGGCGCGACCAAGGCCCAAGGUGUAUUCAUUGAAGCCUUAGUUACUUGCGCCUUAGUAUUGUGCGUGUUAUUCUUAGCCGUCGAAAAACACAAAUCGACGUUUUUGGCUCCUGUUGGGAUCGGCCUGACCUUGCUUGCCGGUCAUUUAUUUGCGGUUGUAUUUACUGGAGCAUCCAUGAACACGGCCAGGGCAUUUGGACCCGCUGUGUUUACAGGAUUUGAAAGUGAUCAUUGGGUUUAUUGGGCAGGGCCAACGAUUGGUUCGAUAUUUGCAGUGAUAAUCUAUCUGACACUCAAAUGGCACAAAUACUGGCUUCUGAACGAAGGCCAAGACACAGACGAAGCCUGCAAAUCGCCGGCGUUAUUCUGUGAAGAAAAGACGCCCAAUGGGCUCCCGACUUCUCGUCAGAACCGCUGGCCCAGCUUCGGGCAAGUCAGCGAACACCGUGUCGGCUUCGAAAGCCCGGGCGGUCGCACAAAGUUCUCUAGCUUCAGCUCCCAAAGAUCUCCUCCCGCCCCAAGUCUUUAUGAAGGCACCCGUCCUGCUUGA